AUGUUGACCUGCUUCGGUGGACACAGCCAGAUACCACGGGCGAGGUACGGAAAAGGAAUCUCUCGUUGGUCUUGCAAAAACACAUGCGGCAAUAUUACGGCAAGCGCGAGUAACCAAACCGAGCAGCACUCGAUUUUGAAAUACCGAUGGAAUUUCAAGGUGCCAAGUGAGCCCUUAACAGACUGCAAACAUGCAGUGGCCCUCUUGAAGGGGCUGAACCUGCAGAGAGAGUGUGGGCAGUUUUGCGACUGUGUCGUACAGUUGCAUGUCAGCCCCAGAAGGCUCUUCUUAGCCCAUAAAAGUGUCCUGGCUGCAUCAAGCCCCGUGCUAGCUUCUCUCCUCACCAGUCAUGGAGCACUUUUGGAUUUGCAGUUCCCCAGUCUAUCUCCAGAGACCAUGGAUUACUUGUUAGACUUCAUCUACACAGGCAAACUACCUCCUCAAGACCAAGAGGACUCUGUACUGUCUGUUGCUGUUGCCCUACAGAUGCAGGAACUCCAGUAUGCCUUGACGUUCAGACGAAGUGCGCCGUCUGAGUCCUUGAACAGCCAAAAUAAAUCGGAUCGAAAUUGGACGUUUCCUGAACAGCAACAUGAAGAAAGAAUACCUCUGUCUCCGUCGUACCCAGGCGGAUCUGAAAAGCCUUUGCCAUCCUGCUUAAGUUGUGAAGCGGUACCUGUUAUUCGACACGCAAGUGCCUGUGGGAAGUUGUCACACAUGGAAAAAUCAAGCACACCAAACUAUGACCUGAGCGUUGCCUUUGACCUGCAUGGAAGGGAAUCUGAGAAUAGCCAAAGUGUGGACCUUUCUUCGUAUAAACACAAACUAGGUGAUCACAAAUUUCAAAACAUUGCCAGGAAUGAUGACAUUUUGAAUGAGCCAGCAUCCAAAAGAGUUAAGGUUGCAUCCCAUGUGCUUCACUCAGAUCAUGUACUCUGUCAUCAAACUGAAAGUCCCAAAGACUUUGCAGAUGAGCUUUUGGAAUCAAGAAAUGCGGCAGUUGUUAAAACAAGCGUUACUGUAUCUCCAAAGACUGUGUUUGUGUCUGCACAAAUCAGGCAGGCCAAACACAAAGAUGAGGACUUGAGCCCACACCCAGAGACCAGCAGGGAUCUCACCCUUAGUGACGCUUCAAGGGACAGCUGCCAUGGUCAUCUACAUUCGAACAAAGCUUAUGAGCACAGUGAUGAUGCUUCCAACCAGUUCAGACUUGCAGAAAAUGAGCACAACAUGCCUCAUGCCUCCUUAGAGUUUUCAAACAUUUCAGCCAAUAUUCCUGUGGACAGUCAUUCUGAACAAGGUCAUCACAAUGUUUUGUGUCAUUUGCAGUCAGAGGACGACACACAGUAUGCGGUACACAUUGCAGUAAGCAGGGAAAACUCCAGCCAGGAUAUUGACAUGCAGACCUGUAGGGCUUCUUCUGAUUCCAAAUCAUGGUUUGAUUCAGUUAGGUCUUAUGCACAAGGCCCAGUUGUUUCAGGUCACAGUAUCACAGCAGACACGCCUGCAGUCCGUGAAUUAGCCAGAGGUGAUCACAGCAGCACAUCUGAGAGGUCUAGCAGUGAUCGGGAGGACGACGGUGAUCUGUUUAGCCCUCAGAACUAUGGUGUGCACACCUACCAAGGACAGGUGAGGUAUCACUGUCUCAGGGGAGAGCCUCAACAAGUCACAGGGUCAAGCGACUCUGACGAGGAUGGACUUUACAUGAUCCCGACGGAAACUGCCGGCAGUAAACAGUGCUCCACUCCUGGCAUUCCCCUCUCCGAGGCCUCGACCAGCGAGCCGUCGGUGGGGCUGUUCAACCUCAGCAAGGCCCACCAGAACCUGGUGGUGCAGCCGUACCAGUGCACCAUGUGUGAUCGAGCCUUCAGCCAACGGGGCUCUCUGAACAGACACAUGCGCUCCCACCUGGGCGUCAGGCCGUACGCCUGCCCGCAGUGCCCCAUGACCUUCUCACGCCAGUACCGGGUCACGGAGCACAUGCGGGUCCACCAGCGUGGCUGUGAAGACCUCCAGAGGGCAGGGCCUACCUGAUCCUGGCUCAAACUAGACCUGUGUGCCCACACAAAAUGUACACUCUAGCUCCGUUAGCAUCAGGAGGCUGCAUGUCUCUGGGAUAGAUACAGGGUCGCCAGCUUUUAAGCGUUAUCUUGGAGUUAUAGAUAGAGUGCCUAGCAUUUCUGUCAGUGAAACCAGUGGACCGGCAGUCUCACACCGAAACUGGGGGAGUUGGCAACCCGGUAGAUAGGCAUUUGAAUGGGGGCUAGCUGUUAAUCUCGCCAGUACAGUGACCUGUCACAGAAACGGUUCCCAUUCAGGUACGCAUUAAUGCCAAAGUGCCAGAUUGCCAGCAGACACACAUUAACCUUACACGUUACUUCCAGCUUUUCACCUUACAUAAGUUCUACUUUGCUGAGAUGUGAGAUUUUUAACUACAACUAGAUGCUUAUCGUGAGGUGAAUGACUGCUAUUGGGCAUUCUUGGGAGAGAUUUUAAUUAUUUGCUUUGUAUAAAUAAUGUCUGUAACCCUGUAAUGUGCCUUUGCAUGUUUUUGUCAUGCAGUCUCAGUGGUCUGGUUGCCUCUACUUUUUAUUUUAGAUAUUGUGACCAAACUGUUUUGCUGUUGCUUAUAAUAUUUCUGCUGUAGAAGUGAAUUGUACGUUUUAGGUUUGACAUUUUCUUCACAGAAUGCAUAUUCAUAUAUGCUCAUGUUCUACUGAAUAAUAAUUUGUUUCAAACAUUUGGAAACAUUUUACAUUAAGUGUAUAAACUUACACUUGCAUGCAUGCUGACAUUGUAGUACUGUGUUUGAAUGUCUUAUUGAUAAUGUGUGAGGCUAGUCACAGCUAUUCAUGUAGUAGUUUGUUUCUUAUGCCA
Clupea harengus (Atlantic herring) is the source of this 2877-nucleotide messenger RNA. RefSeq lists its product as uncharacterized. Gene Ontology annotation, cellular component: nucleus. Gene Ontology annotation, biological process: regulation of transcription by RNA polymerase II. Gene Ontology annotation, molecular function: DNA-binding transcription factor activity, RNA polymerase II-specific; protein binding. The record is from RefSeq and is a predicted model, not a curated record. Lineage: Eukaryota; Metazoa; Chordata; Actinopteri; Clupeiformes; Clupeidae.